This is a messenger RNA of Syzygium oleosum, 1795 nucleotides long. RefSeq names its product probable polyol transporter 6. Gene Ontology annotation, cellular component: membrane. Gene Ontology annotation, biological process: transmembrane transport. Lineage: Eukaryota; Viridiplantae; Streptophyta; Magnoliopsida; Myrtales; Myrtaceae. The record is from RefSeq and is a predicted model, not a curated record. Gene Ontology annotation, molecular function: carbohydrate transmembrane transporter activity. The transcript is spliced from 2 exons. The coding region runs from base 103 to 1614 and encodes 503 amino acids.
GAGAGAGAGAGAGAGAGAGAGAGAGAGAGAGAGAGAGAGAGAAGCACUAGUAGUAGUAGUAGUAGUAGUAGUAGUAGUGAGAGUAGUAAGCAGAAGGUUGUGAUGAUGAGCAUGGAGAAGUUGGGAGAUGGUGGUGGUGAGUCUGAGAAGCUUUCUGGGGUCAACAGAUACGCCUGUGCUUGCGCCAUCGUUGCCUCCAUGGUCUCCAUCAUCUUUGGCUAUGACACUGGUGUCAUGAGUGGCGCCAUGAUUUUCAUUAAAGAGGACCUCAAGAUAAAAGACACGCGGGUCGCAAUCCUGGCCGGAAUCCUCAACAUUUGUGCCCUUGUGGGCUCUCUCAUCGCCGGAAGAACGUCUGACUACAUCGGCCGCCGUUACACCAUCGUUCUUGCCGCCGUCAUCUUCUUACUCGGUUCAGUCAUAAUGGGCUAUGGGCCAUCCUAUGCAAUCUUGAUGACGGGGCGGUGCAUCGCCGGCAUCGGGGUUGGCUUCGCCCUAAUGAUCGCGCCUGUGUACUCCGCAGAAAUCUCCUCCGCCACGCACCGAGGAUUCUUAACCUCUUUGCCAGAGAUAGGCAUAAGCGUUGGGAUCUUGCUUGGCUAUGUAUCGAAUUACUUCUUCGCAAAAUUGACCCUAAAGCUAGGGUGGAGGAUGAUGCUAGGUGUCGCGGCGAUCCCUUCCCUUGCCUUGGCAUUCGGGAUCCUUAAGAUGCCUGAAUCGCCAAGGUGGCUGGUAUUACAAGGCCGGCUGGCCGAGGCAAAAAGGGUCUUGCUCCUAGUUUGUAAUUCAGAGCAAGAAGCAGAAACCCGAUUCCAAGACAUAAAAAUAGCUGCCGGGAUCGACGAGAAUUGCAAGGAGGAUAUUGUCGAGCUUCCGAGGAAGACUCGCGGCGAAGGUGUGUGGAAAGAGCUCUUGCUAAGGCCCUCACCCUCUGUGCGGUGGAUCUUGUUGGCUGCGGUUGGGAUCCAUUUCUUCGAGCAUGCAACGGGGAUCGAAGCAGUCAUCCUCUACAGCCCGCGGAUAUUCAAGAAAGCCGGAGUGAUCAGCAAGAAAAGGCUCUUGCUUGCCACAGUUGGGGUUGGCCUCACAAAGCUCACAUUCAUAGUGAUAGCCACAUUAUUGCUUGACAAAGUUGGCAGGAGGAGAUUGCUCCUAGUGAGCUCUGGGGGGAUCAUCAUCGCCCUAACUGGAUUAGGGUUUUGCUUGACAAUGGUGGAGAAUGCCAAGGAGCAACUCUUGUGGGCUCUCAUCUCGAGCAUCAUGGCCACGUACACAUACGUGGCCUUCUUCUCGAUUGGGAUCGCCCCAGUCACAUGGGUCUACAGCUCGGAGAUAUUCCCAUUGAAGCUGAGGGCUCAGGGGGUGAGCAUCGGUGUCGCGGUGAACCGGCUCAUGAACGCGGUCGUGGCGAUGAGCUUCCUCUCGAUAGCAAACGGCAUGACCAUCGGUGGGAGCUUCUUCAUGUUUGCUUGCAUAUCCUUGUUGGCUCUGGGAUUCUUUUAUUUCUUCUUGCCUGAGACAAAAGGCAAGUCCUUGGAAGAGAUUGAGAUGCUCUUCACAAGGAGGAAUAGUAACACCGUGGACACAGGCAAAGAGAUCCAGCCAAACGUCUAGUGUAGACUGGAGACACUUGAAGUAGUAUAAGUUACACGUAAAUCUUUGACGUGCUCAAGAGUUGGAAUAUAUAUGUAAGGUUAUGCUUUAAGUUACAUAAAAAACCUUGUAAUUUAGUUCAAAUAUGGUUGAGAAAGUGUACAUAUCCAACUCUGAUCAAUAUCAAUGCUGCUUUUUCUUA